UGAGUGCCCGAGCGUUGCUGUAAAAACAAUAGUAACAUUGAACGGGAUCAUGCAUAUUUGUUUCUAGAUGACGCAAAAGCUCCAAAAUAAGGAAAUCGAUUUGGCCAUUGCAUUGACUGAAGGUCUUGUUGCCGGUAUCAGCAAGGGCCAGGAUUGGUACAAGAUUGUCGGCACUUAUGUGGAGGCACCUUUGUGCUGGGCAAUUUCGACAGGCGCCAACUCUCGACACACAUCCAUUGACACGCUCAACAAGACGAAUGUCGCCAUUUCACGUUUUGGCUCUGGAUCACAUAUCAUGGCCUAUGUACUAGCUGAUCAACAAGGCUGGUUGACCAAUGACAAGGACGACGAGGUGUUUUCGUUCAGUGCACUCAACAAUUUCCAAGCCAUGCGCGACGCCGUAAACAGUGACGCAUCUGACUUUUUCAUGUGGGAGACGUUCACAACCAAACCAUACCACGAUUCAGGUGAAGUCAAGCGAAUUGGCCAAAUCACGCCGCCUUGGCCUGCAUUCAUGUUUGCAGCCCACGUUGAUCUUCUCCAAAACCAUGUGCAGGAUUUGCAACGUGCACUCACGGCUAUACAAAAGGCCACGCUGCUGUUUAUGGAGCAAAAGGAGAACGAUUCGGUCAGGUUGGUUAUGGACACGCUGGACUAUAAUGAGGAGGAUGUCCGGAGUUGGUUCAAGACAGUGCGCUAUUCAAUGGACCAUAGUCACGUCUCGAGCCGUGCGCUGCAGGUGACCGUGUCGACACUGAUCAAGGCUGGUGUUCUUGAAGCACCCGGACUGGCGCCUGAGAAUCUGGUGGAUCUUCAAGUAGCAAGUCUUGUGUAAAGAACGUGAAGCUUUGAUGACUUGAUACAAAUAAAUUUCCUCCUUUAUUUCAUGGUAAAUGAUGCAGGU
Zychaea mexicana is the source of this 904-nucleotide messenger RNA. RefSeq lists its product as uncharacterized. The transcript has 2 exons. The coding region runs from base 68 to 835 and encodes 255 amino acids. NCBI's taxonomy places the organism in Eukaryota, Fungi, Mucoromycota, Mucoromycetes, Mucorales, Lichtheimiaceae. The record is from RefSeq and is a predicted model, not a curated record.